Messenger RNA from Prosopis cineraria, 489 nucleotides. RefSeq lists its product as uncharacterized. Lineage: Eukaryota; Viridiplantae; Streptophyta; Magnoliopsida; Fabales; Fabaceae. The transcript has 2 exons. The coding region runs from base 94 to 288 and encodes 64 amino acids. The record is from RefSeq and is a predicted model, not a curated record.
UCCCAGAUUUCUCCUGGUUUCUCUGAUUUAGAGGAUUGACAAUCUGACCCUGCAGUGGUGCGUAAGAGGGGAAACAGAUCGAAGCAGAGGAAGAUGGUGAAGGUUUCAACGUACUUCGCAAUGUCGCUGGGAGCUUUCUUAUUUUGGCAGUCCAUGGAGAAGGUCCAUGUCUGGAUCGCUCUUCGUCAGGACGAAAAGAAAGAGAGGUUGGAGAAGGAAGCAGAGAUCAGAAGAGUGAGAGAAGAAUUAUUACGGGAGCAGGCCAACCAGAAGGAUUCCCUUGCAUGAAUAUGAUGUGAUUUUGUCGGCAUUUUUUUCCCUGCUCUUUGUUUUUUCAAUGCAAUGUUCUGCUCAAAUACAAUUCGUUGCUCAUAACAACAUCAACUCUAUUCUGGUGGUGGCUGUCCAUCAUUGUCCUUGAGCUUGACACAAGAACCUGUUUCGUAAAAUACUACUUAUCAUGAAAAUAUGACCGCGUGUUGCAUUUCA